GCCAGAAACGUCCCGUGGUUGAGGCAAACCCCAAGAGGCAUUGAUGGACGCUAGUUUACACCACUAAAUCCAGGGUUCUUUAGCCUAAGAGCACCUCAAGUAGCAGCGCGCAGGCUCGAUGUGCCUGCACACAGACGACGUGUCAAUUGAAGGCCUCACCUUCACCCCUCCUUCCUUCUUUGCCAUUGACUGCUUGAGCACGGCAAACACGGCAAAUAUGAAGCUUAGCUAAUGCUAGAUCUCUGAGCGUUCGUCCGUAAUGCCACGACGCAUCACCACCUCUAGCUCGCCGUGAGCUUCAAGACGACAGUCACGAAUGCCACGUCCAAUAAAAGGAUGGCUCUUACUGCCACUUGGCAGGCGCCCCCGCCGGUUCCAGCCCUCUCUGCUUCCACAGCUACCAUCGACCACCGAACGACCGAGUGAGCACUCUCAGAAAAACGAAGAUGACAGUCAUGACAAGCAAGAACGAAGCAAGUUCGCUCGUAGCGUUCUGGAAGGCAGCACAGUAGCUCUUAUUUCGCUACUGGGCCUGGGUCUCGGGGGCUAUGCAUAUAGCAUUCUCUACAAAAGAACUGUCAGGAGCAAGAUCGAGAAUGCCUUCUCGGCAGGCUACAGCUCGCAAGAGCGCGUCGCAUUGGGCCGCAUCGCCUAUGGCACCGAGCCAGAAAAGAUACAGGAGAUCGUAGAGAAAGAAUUCUGGGUGCCAAGAGACGAGCAGGAGCAAGUCAAUGACAUUGUGAGCGGCAAGACCCGCGGCAAAUACUAUCUCAUUAUCGGCGAGAGGGGCACGGGAAAGCGUGCCCUACUACUGGAAGCCAUGCGCAAGGUCAACGGAGAUGGUAUAGCUAUGUUAGAAGCACACAGCGAGUUGGAGGUCUUCCGGACACGACUCGGCAAAGCGAUCGACUACGAGUUCCACGAGGACUACAUUGGAGGCUUGUUUAGCAUCAGAGGACCACGAGACAGCACCCCUCUGCUUGACAUCGAGCGAGCCCUGAACCAGCUGGAGAAGGUCGCUUUGUCGAUGAGGAAGCGGCGUGGCAAGCCUCUUCUAAUAGUGAUCAACAACAUCCACCUUUGCAAAGAUGACGACCAAGGUCGCGACCUGAUGGAGAUACUGCAGCAGCGAGCAGAGAUUUGGUCAAGCAACGAGCUGGUCACAGUCGUCUUCACAUCGGACGAGCAUUGGACGUUGGAGCGGCUGAUACCGCACGCCACCAACAUGCAUGUCAUAAACAUUCGUGACAUCCGGAAAGAUGUGGUAACGGACGCUCUGAGAAAGUACCGCGCCAAAUAUCACAACGAGCACGUACCACAGAGCAUUCUGGACGAAGUUUUCGCCAAAGUUGGCGGUCGGCUUAUCUUCCUGAACCAGGUGGCUAAGUCAAACCACAUGCUUCAGAUCUGCGCGAAUAUCAACAGGCGUGAGAAGUCGUGGUUCCUUAAUCAGUGCUGGAUCCUCGGCGACUCGAUGGACGACGACGUCGAAGAGCAGCAGAAGUUCUGCGCCGCAGCUAUCGUUCUAGCUCGAGCACUCGUCAUUCGCGAAAAGGAAAACGCAGAUCCAAACGGCGUGCUCCCUGAGAUUCCUCUUCACGAAGCCCGCCAGAUCAUCACACGCGCCGACUUUGUGAAGCCCUUCGACCACAUCAAUGUCAUCCACAUUGAUGCGUGGGGCAUGGUGCGCGCAGACUCGGUGCCCAUGCAGAACGCUUUCCGCGAGAUUUGCAACGAGGAGGGCUUUGAAGAGCACCUGAAGGCCACGUUGAACAGGCUGGACGAACUGGAGAGUUUGGCGAGAACAAGGGAGGUGAGCUGGAGAGCGGCACCGGACAGGAGUGGUGGCAUUGUGCCAGUGCAGACGUAUUGCGCAAAGAUCUCAGACCCACGAGCUGGAGGUCACGAAUCAGUGGUAUCAAGCACGCCAGUACAUUAGUGCGCCACAUCAAUCCAAUAGCUAGGAACACUACAGCAUCGUCCGUGCAAUCGGUUCCGGCCUUCGUUGAUAUUACUGUCUCCUCUUCACUGUUUCUGCUGUGCUUUUUUCUCUUAUUGGGUGUC
Molecule: messenger RNA, 2064 nt
Organism: Macroventuria anomochaeta
Lineage: Eukaryota; Fungi; Ascomycota; Dothideomycetes; Pleosporales; Didymellaceae
Exons: 2
Coding region: 317-1939 (540 amino acids)
Source: RefSeq, a predicted model, not a curated record